Fukomys damarensis (Damara mole-rat) is the source of this 5586-nucleotide messenger RNA. It is a transcript of the gene Dis3l2, whose product is annotated as DIS3 like 3'-5' exoribonuclease 2. The transcript is spliced from 23 exons. Bases 166 to 3054 code for a protein of 962 amino acids. Gene Ontology annotation, biological process: mRNA catabolic process; miRNA catabolic process. NCBI's taxonomy places the organism in Eukaryota, Metazoa, Chordata, Mammalia, Rodentia, Bathyergidae. Gene Ontology annotation, molecular function: RNA binding; 3'-5'-RNA exonuclease activity. The record is from RefSeq and is a predicted model, not a curated record. Gene Ontology annotation, cellular component: P-body; exosome (RNase complex).
GCGACCCGGAAGAGCAUUCUCCUUAGCAACUGCGGGACCGCGGCGGUGCUGGCCCUCCGGGAGCCAAGCUAGAGACAGCUGAGCUGUCCAAGGCGGGGAGAACUCAGAGCUGAGCAGUGGAGGCUCCCUUGGAUCUGGAGAAAAGAGGUGACCUUGGAACCAGUAAUGAGCCAUUCUGAGUACAGGCUGAACUUCCAGCCCCUGGGAACCCCCAAAGGUGUAUCUUCUGCGGUUGGCCCACAUGGUGCUGGUGCUUCGCCAGGUGACAAAAAGUCAAAGAACAAGUCCAUGCGAGGGAAGAAAAAGAAUAUAUUUGAAACCUACAUGUCCAAGGAGGAUGUUUCACAAGGCUUGAAGAGAGGAACGCUAAUCCAGGGUGUACUAAGAAUUAAUCCAAAGAAGUUUCAUGAAGCCUUCAUUCCUUCCCCGGAUGGUGAUCGAGACAUUUUUAUCGACGGGGUUGUUGCUCGUAAUAGAGCCUUAAAUGGGGAUCUAGUGGUCGUAAAACUACUUCUGGAGGAGCAGUGGAAGGUAAUUAAACCAGAGAGCAGUGACAAAGAGACAGAAGCUGCCUAUGAAUCCGAUCUCCCGGAGGAGCCCCGUGGACACCACCUCCCGCAACAGCCCUCAAAAGGCUGCAGUGCCAGUCCCGAUGUCAUCAUAGAGGCUCAGUAUGAUGACAGCGACUCAGAAGAUGGACCCGGCAAUGCACAAAAUGCGCUGGCUGAUGGAGUUCGGAGACUCUCGGUCUGUGCCCGUGAUAAAGGUGAGGAGGAAGAGAGCGAGUCAGUGAGAAAAGACGAGAGCACUCCCAUGUCACCAGACCCCAGAGCUCUGACGGAGAAGUUGCUGCAGAGAUCAGCCAAGGUGGUUUACAUCUUGGAAAAAAAACAUUCCCGCGCAGCAACUGGCAUCCUCAAACUCUUGGCUGAGAAGAACAGUGACCUGUUUAGGAAGUACGCCCUGUUUUCUCCCGCAGACCACCGAGUGCCUAGAAUCCACGUACCUCUGAAGGAUUGUCCCCAGAACUUCUUGACCCGGCCCAAAGAUUACGCCAAUACCCUCUUCAUCUGCCGCAUUGUGGACUGGAAGGAGGACAGCAAUUUUGCCCUGGGGCAGCUGGCUAAGAGUCUUGGGCAGGCUGGUGAAAUCGAGCCUGAGACAGAGGGAAUCCUUACAGAGUAUGGGGUCGAUUUCUCCGAAUUCUCUUCAGAAGUUCUGGAGUGUCUCCCUCAAAGCCUGCCCUGGACAGUUCCACCCGAGGAGGUCAGCAAGAGAAGAGAUCUAAGAAAAGAAUGUGUAUUCACCAUUGACCCAUUGACUGCCCGGGACCUCGAUGACGCCCUCUCCUGCCGGCCGCUCGCUGACGGCACCUUCCAAGUGGGCGUCCACAUCGCCGAUGUGAGCUACUUUGUUCCUGAGGGUUCACAGCUGGAUAAGGUAGCUGCCGAAAGAGCCACCAGUGUCUACCUGGUCCAAAAGGUGGUCCCCAUGCUGCCCAGGCUGCUGUGCGAGGAGCUGUGCAGCCUCAAUCCCAUGUCUGACAAGCUGACCUUCUCUGUAAUCUGGACGCUGACCUCGGAGGGCAAGAUCCUGGAGGAAUGGUUUGGCCGCACCAUCAUCCGCUCCUGCACCAAACUGAGCUACGAGCAUGCGCAGAGCAUGAUCGAACGGCCAGCUGAGAAGAUCCCUGAGCAGGAGCUGCCCCCCAUCUCCCCAGAACACAGCAGCGAGGAGGUGCACCGGGCCGUCCUGAACCUGCACAGGAUCGCAAAGCGACUCCGCCAGCAACGCUUCACGGACGGCGCACUCCGCUUGGAUCAGCUCAAGCUGGCUUUCACUCUGGACUGUGAGACUGGGCUGCCCCAAGGCUGUCACAUCUACGAGUACCGCGACAGCAACAAACUGGUGGAGGAGUUCAUGCUGUUGGCCAACAUGGCAGUGGCCCACAGGAUCCACCACGCCUUCCCUGAGCAGGCCCUGCUGCGCCGGCACCCCCCGCCACAGACCAAGAUGCUGGGCGACCUGGUAGAGUUCUGCACCCAGAUGGGGUUGGCCGUGGACGUCAGCUCGGCCGGCGCCCUCAACAAAAGUCUAACCAGAAUAUUUGGAGAUGACAAGUAUGCGCUGGCCCGGAAGGAGGUGCUCACCAACAUGUUCUCCCGGCCCAUGCAGGUAAAGGGAGGUCUUGCCUCCAUCCCUGCUGUGCAAGGGGCCUGGUGGGGUAGAACGGGGCUGAGGGCCAUUUCUGGGGGAGGAGGAUGCCCCAGGCCCUCGCAGAGGACUGUGCAGGCAGUGGGAGCUGUAGGCGCUGAGCCAGAGCCGCGGGAGCCGGGAGAGAAGCGGGGCCUUGCGUACAGAACAAGGGGGGACAGCGUGUGGGGCGGGGGUGAGGAGCCCGACCGCCCGGGAGCCUGCUCCCCUGCUCCUGCAGAGGCUCUGGCCCUUUCCAAGGCCUGCACCAGGCUUCAGGGUGAGCGGAGGGCUGGGCCCCCGGAGAGGCUCAGGACCUCCCUGCUACCUGACACACACCUACGAGGCGCUCGGACUUCUGUGUCUGGGCCCCGGAGAGGGUCGCGGGUUGGGAAAAAGCAGCCCGGCGCCCUACAGAAGCAGGCCGACCUCUGCAACGACCGCCGCAUGGCGUCCAAGCGGGUGCAGGAGCUCAGCACCGGGCUCUUCUUCGCCGUCCUCGUCAAGGAGAGCGGGCCCCUGGAGUCCGAGGCCAUGGUGAUGGGCGUCCUGAACCAAGCCUUCGACGUGCUGGUGCUGCGCUUCGGGGUGCAGAAGCGCAUCUACUGCAACGCCCUGGCCCUGCGGUCCUACCACUUCCAGAAAGUGGGCAAGAAGCCGGAGCUCACCCUCGUGUGGGAGCCUGAGGACCCCGAGCAGGAGCCGGUGCGGCAGGUGGUCACAGUCUUCAGCCUGGUGGAGGUGAUCCUGCGGGCCGAGGCUUCAGCCCUUAAGUACAGCGCCGUCCUGAAGCGGCCAGGCCAUGAGGGCUGCCCAGGCCUGGAGGACACAGAACCCGAGGACACGGAGCCUGAGGCCUGAGCUUCGGCAGAGCACCCAGCCUGCCCACCCACCCUGGCUUUUAGCAAGAGGACCUUUCGACACCAAAGGGGACUUUUAAUUUGGUUUUUAACAACUCAGGGGUUUGUUUUUAUUUUUAUUUUUUCAUUUUAUUUUUGCAUCUCAGUUUUAAAAAAUGAACUGGAGGGGAGCAGUUGGGACUGGGUGGAGGGCUGAGGCCUGGCCAGCACAUCCCCCAGAGGGAGCGCCGGGUCCUCUAGAGGCCAGGCCACACCAGCCCUGCCCUCCCCUGCCUGGGACGGGGCUCAGCCAAUCAGUGUCGUGGAAUAAAAUCAAGUGUGAAGCGCUGUCUGUGUGGGCGCCCAAAGCUUGGCACAGGCUCCGCCCACAGCUGGGCCAGGGUCACUGUCCUGGAGCCUUCCUGCUCAGUGCCAGCAUGAUUCACGGCCGGCCGUGGGGCAGGUGGGUGCAGAGCCUGUCUCCAGCUGAUUACCAGGGCCGCCAGCUGUCACCACGGGGCUGUGUCCUCCCUGCCCCACUCCCUCCUUCCUAGGCUGGACCGUGAAAUGGCCUCGUGCACACCCCGGAGGUUCCAGACGAACCAGUGCUUGUGACAGUCGCCAGCCUCGCUCCUGGGACUCCCGUCCAAGUGAAAUCUCCAGACACUCACCUUCCCUCUGUGCCCAGAGCUCCUGUCUGUCACCUGUCACCUUGGAAGCAACAGCCAGCUCCCAGCUGCCGGCCUCUGCCUGCCAUGGCUGAAGACAGCACCUGCUUGACUUGUACAGAGGGCCCCGCACCACCCGUCUCCCACCCUGACGCUGGGGCCGUCUCCUUCCUGCCCCGAUGACCAGCACUCCUGGGGAAGGGGAUGCCUGCCCCUUCCUCCGGGUGGGACAGGGCCAGAGCGAGGCCAGUUCCCUCUCAGAAGGAGCCAGCUCCGUGAGCCCAGCCAAGCCCCUGGGCUCCAGACCCUCAGCCUGCAGCCUCCUUCACCUCAGGGUGUGGCCGCCUCCCCUCCAGCCCUGUGGUUCUGGCCACACCAGGCUCUACCCUGUGAUGUAGAACCAGUCAUUUUCCCACCCACAGAUGGUGUAAAUGGGUUUUUUUUGAGACAGAGUCUUACUGGGUAUCCCAGGCUGGCCUCAGCCAUCCUGCCUCAGCCUCCCAAGGGCUGGGAUGCAGGCAUGUGCCACCAUUCCUGGCUGUAAGGGGACAUUAAACUCUGAAGGAAUCUAGGAAUCCUGGCACACGUCUGUAAUCCCAGCCUUUGGGAGGCUGAGGUAGGAGAAUCAUCACAAAUUCUAGGUAGCCAUAUUAAGACCCUGUCUCAAAAAAAUAACAAACGAAACAGUUGUGAAGGACCCCCCCCCCCGAAAGAGGGGAAAGUGAUGCAGGCUUGGAGCCUAUUUAAUUUAUGUCUUUUCGGCUUAUGUUUGACAAAACUCGGCUCUUCAUGCAUCACCUUAAUGAUUUCUUGCCAUAACCACAUAUUAUCUGUGGUGUUACUCGUGUUUCUUAUUUAAUAGGCUUGGGUUUUCCGUACAGUAAUUACUAAGGGGAGGACCGGCAUCUCCGGCCGUGACCAGGAGGCACCUGUGUCUCCCAGGCCAACCAAGCAGAGGUUACCACCAGGGCCAGGUCUACAGCCUGCUCCAUCCUUCUCAAUGGGGAGAGGCAGUAGUGUGGUGUUAAGAUAUCCUAGAACCAACUGAGGGUCUCUCCUCAUCCGAAAGAUAGGAGGAGAAUCAAAGAUAAUGACUCUCACCAGGUUUGGGUCCAGAGUCCCAGCUACUAAGGAGGCUGAGGCAGGAGGAUCGCUGGAGUCCAGGAGUUCUGGGACAGCCUGGGCAAUUUCCUGCGACCCAGCCCCCCCUGGAAAAAUAACAAAGUAAAGGUGUUCUCAUUGUGCAGUUCUGUGCCACUGAAUGUCCUCGGUGGCGGCAGCUGAACUAGCCACCAUGUCACUUAAAGUUACCUGAAAGACUGCACUUUGGAAGCUUGAGUUUGUCAUGUUAGGAAAAUGCUCCUGCCUGCUGCACCCAGCUGGGGACCCCAGAUGUGGCCUGGGCAGAGCCGGGCAUCGGCAGGGACGCUGGGGACACAGGACUGGCCUCCCUGCCCGGAGUCCAGCCCCCCACCUCACACACACACACACACCGCCUCACGUGCUGGGCCCGAGGAAGGACUGUGACCCCAUCACUGCAGUGGGUGACUCAGGGGCAGAGGUAAGGUGGGGGCAGGUGUCCCACAGCCCGUGGUGUGGACAGAUGCCCUUUGUUCACCAUGCGUGAUGCGUGCUGUGUGUGUCUAGUGCUGCCCAGACUCAAGAGGAAAAUUCACUGGAUGCCGGGCAGACUGGGUGAGCAUUGGUAAUGUCACAUGGCAGAGUGAGAAGGGAGCCGCACGACACAGUACGGGGGCAGGGGGCAGCUAACUAAGCCAGAUGCGGUUGUACAUGCCUGUAAUCCGGCCACUCUUGGAGGCUGAGGCAGGAAAGAUCCAAAGUUGGAACUCUACCGACAAUUUAGGGACUUUAGUGACUUUUUUUUU